Molecule: messenger RNA, 282 nt
Organism: Hydatigera taeniaeformis
Lineage: Eukaryota; Metazoa; Platyhelminthes; Cestoda; Cyclophyllidea; Taeniidae
Source: the annotation of a GenBank genome assembly
CAAGACAUACGGGACCUGAAAUCACAAUUAAAAAACAUUCGUAAGAAUAAGAAGAAACCGGAGAAGUUCAUUUCUGAGGACGAUAGAAUAUUUUGCAUGUAUAUGCUGGAGCUCUAUGGGAAUGAUUACAACGCGAUGUGUCGUGAUUCAAGGAACAUUUAUCAGCUGACUUCUACCCAAAUUCGAAGGCUAAUAAGCGCAUUUAGAGAUUCAAAGUAUUAUGCGCAGUACCUAAAGCAAAAGCAUGAUAACGACCUGCAUGUUACAGAAUUUUAUGAAUGA